AAACUACUUACUUGAUCAAUUAUAUCGUAUUUUUUCUCAUCAAAGUAUACAGUUGCCCACUGGAAUAUCAGCGUUAAUAGCUGUAUUUAUAUGUAACAGAGCACGCAACUUCCUGAUAAAUUCAUUUCUAACACUGCACUAAUUUUAACAGGGGAUUAGCGGUGCUUGUUAAAACUGAUUGCGAGAUGAUACCCGUUUUUUAAAUAAAGUUAUUUUCUGAUGGUAAUCGGUAGUCGAUUAGCAGCAUAUCGUACAUCCUAAGAUGCACCUAACCAUCAGAAACGAAAAAGUUUGGAAGAAGUCGAUCGGAGUUAUUCACAAAAUGCCAAAGCUUGCAGCCAAGUUGAAAAAGGCAUUCCUGUCACGGAUCUUGUUGAAACCCAAAAUUAAAAUACUGGAAACCGACCAACAGCGAAUCAACAGAUUUGCCCAGAAAGCUUCACAAACCAAUGCAUGGAUAAACGACUUGAUUGCUAAUAAUCAUCAAAGAGCCAUAGCAAUUUACAAGUUCGUCAAACAGCACGAUUCCGAUCGCCAUGACCUUUUCGCAGCAUCAUCGACUCCUUGGCACGAACAGCUGAUAGAUGCUGUGCGGAACGUCACAGAUAAGCGAUACGCUCCUCCUUUAAAAUUCAGAUUGCAAAUUAUUGACGCUGCGCAGUUUGAGAUGAUGUACUGGAAUAUGCUGACCUUUCCCUUGAUGGAUGAAGUUCUAGGAAGGUUUUUAACUGAGACUUUUGCUCCCAGCGCAAAAAAAUCUCAAAUUCAUAAGAAGAUUGAUAUCGUCUAUGGACCGUCUUUAUUGCCUGCGGCUUACAAAACAUUUGGUGCCCAGGAGCAGGAAAUUUUGUUUUUAGAAAACACAAUCCGAAAAGUGCAUUUACUAGGGGAAAUUCGAGAUAACGCCGUAAAAAUCCCAUCGAACGACUGGAAACCUGAUGCUUUCAGUUUUUACCAGGAGAAUCUCUACAAAAAUCUUUGGGUGGAAGAUCCUUUGGCCGAAAUAGACUGGCUUCCUAAGAUCCAAACACGCAGUUCCCCGAGCCAUGAAUUUGGAAUGCGGUCAGCAGCAUCUGAAAAUACAGGCGCAGCGGUUGUCCUUGUUGGACAACAGAGCGGCGCGAACAAACAAAACCAGCUGACUCAAAAUCAGCGAGAUAACUCGGACAAAAUUCGCACCGGAAAGCAAAACCGAAAAAUGCCGAAGCCAUCCAGGAAGGAACAUCCCGCAAACGGCCCCGGAUUACUGAAGAAACCCGUGCAGAAGGGAUCAGCGGCGUUUAAUUUACAGUACAACUGGGAAACAAAAUGCCUAAAACUGACGCAGUACAACCUGGACGCGCGUGAAUUGUUUUGGCGUCAGUUGCUACAAGAAUGGGUCGUCGGUUACGGCUACGACACACUGCUGGCGGAUUUACCGUAUAGCACCAACAAUCCGCAACCUGUCGAAGUAAUUGACCAGAUUGCUAGCCCCACCGGGAUCGAACGCCUACGCGGUGUCCUGAGCACGCUUCUGCCCAAUGCGCCGUCCACCGAGCGAGCAAAAGGAUAUUUCCUGCUGCAGAAUAAAGUCUUGCUGCAACUAGAGACAUGGAAUCGCGCCUUUGAGGAGCUGAUGCGAGUUAUUACAAUGGUUGCAAGCACGGAUACAUUUCGCGCCGUACGGUUUGCCGCCACCAUAAUUACAGGUUGCCGGCACGGCAAGUUUGGUGCAGAAAUAGAAAAGGAGAUGUGGCGGAUGUUCCGUUCUGCGUUGUUCGUUAACCGUUGGACAGCAUGCCAUUUAUUUGUGAUUAAUGAAAUUUUUACAACGAGAAUUCUCCAUGAAAUUUUUGAUCUCCUGUUCUGUUACGUUAAGAAAACAGAAUACCAAAACCGCCUUGUCCAGCUGCUUGCACGCUUUCCGAGCAAUUACUGCGAUACAAUUGCCGAUGAAAUAUCCGGGCGCCUAGAUUCUCCUAGUUCGGGAGACCGAAUUCGAGCGUGCCGUAAUAUUUUUUAUUUAUCGAAUCCACUAGAGGAGGAACUUUCCGCUAGAUGGAAUGGAGUUAAAGAAAAGGUCAUGUCGCUUGCCCGUAACGAAGAACACACAGCAGUGCGCUUGCAAGCCGUGGACUGCCUUCAGAAGCAAAGAUGGAUGGACGAGUUCUGCAAAUACUUCGCUGACACAGUGAAACUUUUGCCAGAAAAGAUAACCGACAAGCUGCGGAUACUGGAUCACUUAAAGGCUAUUGAAAUAAGUGUCCCGAAUCUGGAAGAGAAUUUAGUACAGUAUUUAAAUGAUGAGUGCUCAGCCGUUCGCUUAGCUGCUCUGGAUGCAGUAAACUGCUUUCCGAAAAUAAGUUUUGAAUUAAUUCAACUGCUGCUGAAAAUGGUGCAGUUUGAUUACUGCGGAGCUGUGCGCUGUUCAGCUUUUAAAGCUCUUGAGGUGCACUGCGAUGACACUGGCUUUCGUUCGUCUAUUCUGGACUGCUGUCUGCGCAUUGUACGAUGUGAACAUAUAUUGGCUCUCAAAGAAAGAGCUUUCGCUUUAUUACUCACAAACGACGCAGAAAGAACACGACUAUCUGACCUUCAUGGCUACGUCAACGGUUUCCGGUAUUUCGAAACGAACCCACUAUUAGCAAAAACUUUUGCGGAUAUGUCAAGCCAAAUUGAAGAAAUCGUGCCGGGUCUGGACAGUCACAAAAACACUCUUCAAGACCGUCUUACCAACGACCAAAAUCACUUAACCAACAUUCUCUGUAAAAAACUGGAAUUUCACGAGAGAGCGCAGCAACGUUACAAUACUGUCACCAAUGACAAUAUCCAUAGUCAGGCGUGGCGAAAUAUACAGCCCUUUUCGAACUUUACUGGAAAAUUUUGAUGUACCGCACUGUUAAAAACACUUCAUUUUUAAUGCAUCUUUUUAUGACACUGUAUGCGUUGGUAGCUCGAUCAGACGGAUUUCAUUCAUCUGUUUUUUUAGACAGUAGUCCAGUAAGUGCAUUCUGACCAAAAAUUUAAUUAUAAAUACAGUAAUUGCGCAGUAUGAGUGGUAACAACCUCAGUUUAACCACUUUUCCAUUUCUUCAGGCAAACGUUCAACAGAGAUCACAGAUCAGGCAACUUUGUCGUGUACCGCAUCAACUUAACGUUUUACCACACUCCAAAUUUUACUUCUGGAUUCAUGAAUGAUCCAGCGGGACAGGUGAAAGCUUUAGAAAACUCGUCGUAAUUCUGCAUGGGCCCAAUCACACGGAAGCGACCCGGACUGUGAGCUCCUGUUACAUACCCAAAGCAUUCGUAAAGCAUAGGAAUGUUAUAAUAGCGCGCUGGUGUGUUACGCAUCAAAUUAGGUUUUUCAGAACUGUAAUAAAUUUAUGAUAGCGGUUAUGUAGGACAUUGACUUA
This is a messenger RNA of Paramacrobiotus metropolitanus, 3392 nucleotides long. RefSeq lists its product as uncharacterized. The transcript is spliced from 7 exons. The record is from RefSeq and is a predicted model, not a curated record. The coding region runs from base 263 to 2866 and encodes 867 amino acids. NCBI's taxonomy places the organism in Eukaryota, Metazoa, Tardigrada, Eutardigrada, Parachela, Macrobiotidae.